UGUUUUUGAAAGACUAUGAAAAUUAUGUUUUGGAGCAUUCAUUGUGCAAGACAUGUCCCACGUCUGUUGUUAGUUCAGUUUGUUAUUAUAACAAUGAUAAUCAGAUGAUAUGUGAUUGAUUUCAAAUAUCUUAUAUAUUUGGCCUAGUCAUAGAUUACAGAUAUAGCUGAUGUAUCUGAAAAAAUGAUCAUCACAGGCCGAAAGUUUAACAAAAGUUUUAUACUUUUUAUGAAGGCAUUGCUUAUAGGUGCUGGUUUUCAACUUCUGUUGUAUGUUUAUGUUGCAAAUUUCACCAAAAAGGAUUAUAUUUCAACGGAAAACCAUUAUUCUGUUGGAUCUGAAUAUAGAAUGGAAGUUUGUACUGAAAAAAGGAAUUUUGUAUUUAUAAAGUGUAUGAAAUGUGCUACGGAGACAAUGGCAACCAUCAUUAGGAGAUUUGGAUACAAACGUGUGCUUAACUUUGUCUUACCUGUUAAAAAUAAUAUUUAUCUUGGCUGGCCAUACAUCAUAGAGAAAAGUGACUAUAGGCCAUCAAAAUGGCCAUAUAAUAUAAUCUUUGAGCAUUCUGUAUAUAACUACAGUGUUAUGUCAGCUUUAAUGCCUAAUGAUACAGUGUACUUCACAUCAAUAAGGGAACCAUGGAGUAGGCUUGUGUCUUCGUUUCAGUAUUUUCACAUAGGGGAUAUAGCUGAUGUGCCUGCAAAUAAUUUCACAGAAUAUGUUAGAAACAUUGAAAAAUACGAUAAAGUAUUCUCAGAUCCUAUAAAACAUAAAUUUCGAGGUUGUAUUCCAGAUAAGUUUUCUCUAGUUCAGAACCUACAAGGACAUUGUUUGGGCAUGCCACUUGGUUUUCCUGAAAGGAGGAGGGAUAUUUCUAAAAAUUUGACUGCGAUAAAAGAGUAUAUCAAUCAUAUAGAAAAACAAUUUUCUUUGGUCAUGAUAGUUGAAUACAUGUAUGAAUCAUUGAUACUUUUGAAGAGAAUGAUGUGCUGGUCGUUACAAGACAUUCUCCAUCAUGUCAGCAAUGUAUUAGGUGUCAAACAAAACUAUAUAAAGGGAGAUAAUUAUAACAUGUAUAAAAAUUACAGUCACGUAGAUUUUAUAAUUUACGAUCAUUUUAAUGCAACAUUUUGGAGAAAAGUGAAUGGACAGGGUCAAGAUUUCUUUGAUGAAUUGGACCACUUUAAAUUGAUACAAAUGUUAAUUAAUCAAUUCUGUUUUGUUGAAGGAAAUACUAAACCAAAUGGCAAAUUUCUGACGAUUCCAAAAUCCAGAUUUAAUGGUGAAUUUAUUUUCACAUCAGAUGAAUGUGGUCUUAUGAGUAGAUAUUUACUCAUUGAUUUGAGGGAACAGUAUGAUAGAGUAGAACAACCAAAGAAAAAAGAUAUAACAGGCGAAUGGGAAGAACCUCCUCGAGGAUGUUCUUAUCCUAUACCUGAACAUUAAAAUAAAAUUUAUAAGAUAAUAUUCAUCUUCAUCAUUUUCUGUUACUUGUGACUUAAGUUGAAUUGGUACUUACUUGUUAUAGCUUUUAGGAGGGUCAGAUUGAGUUUUAUUUAUCACUUUGUGUUGUCAUCUUGUAUAUUAACUUUUUUUUUUAACUCUUUGCACCUGAACCCACUAAAUUGAAUCCAAGCUAGGCUGUACAAAUUUCUAGAGUGUGAAGCCUUCAAAGCUAAACUCAUGACACAAAAUCAGAAGCAAAAGCACAGCACUUUUAUUUCUGUUCAUCGUCUCAUCUCAAUGUCACAAUGAGGCCUUCAGCAUGGAGCAAGAACUCUCAACACACUGUAAGUUCAAGACAGCUCCUAGUACCACAAAGAAAAUAUGAACUGAUACUGAAAGUUUAUACAUCUCACUAUUUGUUACAAUCAGUAUUUGGGAUGAUGAUGUCAAGUAUGUAGCUUCAUUUAAAGCAUCAUGUCUUAAGUAAAUAUAGUCAUUACUGUUAGAAACACAAUCUGGUGGUGUUUUUGCUCUUUUGAUUCAUGGUUUAGUAAUCUUGUAAGAGUUGUAUAUUAUAAAACUUUUAAUGCUAAUUCAGGGAAGCUGGUUUAUAGGGUACCAUAUCUAGUUAGUUGAGACGGAUUACUUUAUUCCAACAUACAAUCGUUUCCAGUGCCCAAUUUUUCCUAUCGAAGGUCGUGGUUUUCUCCGGGGCACUUCGGCUUCCUGCCCUUCAUCAGGGUGGGCCAACUUUGUAGAACCUAAAUAUUGGAUUGAUUAUUAAUUUUUUCUUGUCCUGAAUAUGGAUCCAAUAGUUUCCACUGGAUGUUAAACAAACAACAAUUAAUCAAUUAGAAUUGUCUUGUAAUAGAUGAAUUCAGCUUAUCUAUGGAAUUAUGACUUUCCAAUUUUCCUAGAUAAAUUAUUUAUAUUACUCAUGCAACUCCACCCAGGUACAGAAUCUCUGAGUAGCUGUAAAGUUAGCAUUAUUAUUUAUACUUGAUUCAU
Molecule: messenger RNA, 2454 nt
Organism: Mytilus californianus (California mussel)
Lineage: Eukaryota; Metazoa; Mollusca; Bivalvia; Mytilida; Mytilidae
Product: galactosylceramide sulfotransferase-like
Exons: 1
Coding region: 184-1446 (420 amino acids)
Biological process (GO): glycolipid biosynthetic process
Cellular component (GO): membrane
Molecular function (GO): galactosylceramide sulfotransferase activity
Source: RefSeq, a predicted model, not a curated record